This is a messenger RNA of Zerene cesonia (dogface butterfly), 507 nucleotides long. It is a transcript of the gene Urm1, whose product is annotated as ubiquitin-related modifier 1 homolog. Gene Ontology annotation, molecular function: protein tag activity. Gene Ontology annotation, biological process: tRNA thio-modification; protein urmylation. The coding region runs from base 163 to 489 and encodes 108 amino acids. Gene Ontology annotation, cellular component: cytoplasm; nucleus. The record is from RefSeq and is a predicted model, not a curated record. Lineage: Eukaryota; Metazoa; Arthropoda; Insecta; Lepidoptera; Pieridae. The transcript has 3 exons.
CUGUUUAUUAUCUACAUAAAUAUACAAAAACAUAACCUAACAAUUUAAAAUGAAUGUAAAAUUUCGAUUCAUUGUUCAGUGUACAUAAAUCUACUACAGAUAAUUGUAAAUUUAUAUAAUUAUUUAUUGUAUAUUGAACUAAAAUAAGAUUUUCAGAUAACAAUGGGCGCUCUAAAAAUCCAGUUGCACUUUGGUGGUGGUGCAGAAUUGCUAUUCGAUAAAAUAAAGAAGAGGGAAGUUGAGUUGCCAGCACUAAAGAAGUAUUUGCCAGAUUGUCAGAGUGAAAAAUGGAGAAUACGGGAGCUCUUAGUAUGGUUAAGGGAUAAUUUAUUGAAGGAGAGACCUGAAUUAUUCCUUCAGGGUGAGUCGGUAAGACCUGGUAUAUUGGUGUUAAUAAACGACGCGGAUUGGGAGCUCCACGGCGAACUCGAUUACGAAAUAGAGGAAAAUGAUGUUAUAAUGUUUAUAUCGACACUACAUGGCGGUUGAAUAAAUGUCUUUUAUUUA